AUCUUUAAAGACUUUUACCCCAUAUUUUAACUCAUAUUAGCGUACAGAGGGGUUGCGUUGUAAUAAUAGAAAGAAAUAUUCGAUCAAUACGAUAAUAACAUAAAAUAAAUAAAAAAAAGGGUUAAUUAAAUGGUGCUAGAAACUCGAUUAUACGAUAUACUACAUGUUCUGAGUAGUGCCAGUAAUGAAGAAAUAUCCAAGGGCUAUAAGAAACUUGCCUUGAAAUGCCAUCCGGAUAAAACCAAUCGAGACCCUGUACUCACUGAGAUGUUCAAGGAUGUCACGAGGGCUUACGAGGUUCUCAAAGACACAGAGCUGAGAAGAGUGUAUGAUCAUUAUGGAGAAGCCGGUUUAGAUGGAACAGCAGUUGAUGCCACCGCCUCAAAGCAGACUGAACAACCCGUACCAGCCGCACCAUCAUGUGGUCUUCGUAAGGCAACCCACAUUUUCUCACAAGUCUUCAAUGACAUCAACUCUGCCUUCGAAGGUGGAGCAUUCCCCAGUAUGGGAAUGGGAAUGGGCAUGGGGAUGAAUAUGAACAUGAAUAUGAAUAUGAUGAAUAUGAUGAAUAUGACGAGCAUGGGUAUGAAUAUGGAUGCGGGUGGUAUGGGGUCAUCAUCUAGACCACCACUUUCAAAAACUGUACAACCAGUACCAAACCCAGAUAGGGAAAAGGUAACCAGAGGUAAUGAUAUCCAUCAUGUUUGUAACGUGACCUUGUGGGAACUUUACAAGGGAAAAGUUGUAAAAUUUAGACUUCCCAAGAAUAGUACAUGUAAAGUUUGUGUGGGGAAUGGAGGAUUCAACCCAAAGCUGUGUAUUAGUUGUGAAGGGCAUGGACAGGUAUUGAUUACUUUGUUCAAUGACAACUCACAAUUCCAAGAAUUACUGCUGUGUCGCGAUUGUCGUGGUACUGGUAUAUAUUAUUCUCCACGUGAUACAUGUCCCAACUGUAUAGGUGAAGGAUAUGUGAAGGAAAAUAAAAUCAUUAAAGCAAAUAUUUUCCCCGGAUCCAAACAUGAAGACCGGAUUAUAUUACAAGGGGAAGGGGAUGAAGGACGGAACAUUGUCCCCGGAGAUGUCAUUAUUCAUUUACAGGAGAUUGCCCAAAACCGGGUUGUUAGAAGAUGUAAUGAUUUAUUUAUUGAGCAUGAUAUUGAUCUUAAGACAGCAUUACUUGGAGGUAAGACUGUUGUACACGAUUUUAUGAAACCAGGUCAAGAUUUACAAAUCUAUGUCAAUGUACAUGGAUAUGCAGCAAUCAACAACAAGACCGAUAAAAAUAUUCAGAGUGGAGAAGUAUGUGGGGUUAUAAGUAAUAGUACUCCUAAGAUUAUAAAGAAUCUUGGGAUGCCUAUUAAUGAGGCAUCUAUUGAAGGUUCAUUCUAUCAAAAUGCCGAUGAAGUGGAAGAUUUUUCUGAUGUUAUCUUUGAUUUAAAAAGAUAUAAACGAGGAAAUUUAUUUAUUAAAUUCAAUGUUAUGCUUCCAACAUUGGAUGAUUUUGCAAAUAAAGAACAAGAUUUUGCAAUCUUACAAAAAAUCCUUCUAGGGAAACAAAUUGAAGAUCUGAUUGAGGAUAAUAUAAUAUCUUCACAUUUGAGUAACAUUCCAGAUCCAAAAUCGAAUGAAAUGGAAUGUCCAAUAAAUGAAGGAAUGAAGAAAAAGAAAAUCAAACGUUCAGAAAGUUUCUUGGAGAAUGAAAAAAGGGCAAAGCAAAAGAAACAAGAGAAGCAUGAAUACGACUAUAAUGACAUCGAAGUUGACAGUACGAGUGGAGAAGAAAGAGAAGAUGAAGCAUUUUUCAAAGCCCAAUGGGAUGAUGAUAACAGAAAACGGAAAUUAAGGAUGGACGACCCUUUACCUGAUGUUGUUGAAUGCUAACAAUUUAAACGACAAAAAAAAAGUAAAUGACACCAUAUGAUAGGUAAUAAGGUAAAUUAGGGUGCGUGAUUGGGAUUUAGUGGUAUAUAUGUUUAUCGGUAAUUUAUGUACAGGAC
Messenger RNA from [Candida] anglica, 1997 nucleotides. Lineage: Eukaryota; Fungi; Ascomycota; Pichiomycetes; Serinales; Debaryomycetaceae. The record is from the annotation of a GenBank genome assembly.